Molecule: messenger RNA, 3149 nt
Organism: Momordica charantia (bitter melon)
Lineage: Eukaryota; Viridiplantae; Streptophyta; Magnoliopsida; Cucurbitales; Cucurbitaceae
Source: RefSeq, a predicted model, not a curated record
UUGUGUUAAUUGUUUGAAGCCAUAGGGCUGAGGCCACGAAGGUAGAAAAAGUUGGGGAAGAGAAGAGAGCGCGCGGAAGAGAGAGUGGUGGGGCUGUGGGAGAGAGACUGACGAGAGAAGAUCAGUUCCAGCGACGAGAAAAAACGGAGAGAGAUACUCCAUUUUCAACAACUCUAUCGAACAAUUUCUCACACAUUUUCUGUUCUCUCUAUCUUGCGUUUUCUUUCUACGUUUCCGUAAUUUCUUCCGAAUGAGCCGCUUAGGGUUCAAAUCGGUGGUCUAUCACGGCGACGUGCGUCUAGGGGAACUGGACGCUAUUCCGGCCACCGACCACAAUUUUCAGUUUCCGAACAACGAGAUUAGAAUCCAGCACAUAUCGCCGCCCAGUGAAAGAUGCCCUCCUCUUUCUGUUCUUCAGACAAUUUCUUCGUUUUCUCUCAGGUCUAAGCUCCAAUCUUCCUUGCCUGUUGAACAGCCGCACUUGAUCCAGCUUCACUACUCUUGCUUCCACGAAUUGAAGACGGCAAUUGUGUUGGUUGGGGACGAAGAAAUUCACCUGGUUGCAAUGCCGAGCAAGCAGAAGAAUUUUCCGUGCUUUUGGUGCUUUGCGGUGCCCUGUGGUCUAUAUCUAUCGUGUUUAGGAAUGCUAAAUCUCAGGUGUCUUGCAAUUGUUUUUGAUCUAGACGAGACGCUUAUUGUAGCAAACACUAUGAAGUCGUUUGAGGAUCGAAUUGAAGCUCUUCGAGUUUGGAUUGCGCGGGAGACAGAUCCAAUGCGUAUAUCUGGAAUGUCUGCUGAACUCAAGCGGUACAUGGAUGAUCGGUUGCUGUUGAAACAGUACCUUGAGAACGAUACUGUCAUCGAUAAUGGAAGGAUUUAUAAGGUGCAGCUGGAGGAGGUUCCUCCACUAAAUGGGAACUGCGAGAAAGUAGUUCGUCCUAUAAUUAGAUUGCUGGAUAAGAAUAUUGUUCUUACUCGCAUCAAUCCAGAGAUUCGUGAUACCAGUGUUCUUGUGAGGCUACGUCCUGCAUGGGAAGACUUAAGAAGCUACUUGACUGCCAGGGGACGUAAGCGAUUUGAAGUUUAUGUAUGUACUAUGGCUGAAAGAGAUUAUGCACUUGAAAUGUGGAGGCUUCUUGAUCCAGAAGCACACUUGAUUGCAACAAAGCAGCUUCUUGAUCGUGUUGUAUGUGUCAAAUCAGGUUCUAGAAAAUCUUUGCUGAAUGUCUUCCAAUCUGGUACAUGUCAUCCGAAGAUGGCAAUGGUUAUUGAUGACCGUUCAAAGGUUUGGGAAGACAAAGACCAACCACGCGUUCAUGUAGUUCCAGCAUUUACUCCUUAUUAUGCUCCUCAAGCAGAGACAGCAAAUGCGGUACCUGUCCUCUGUGUGGCAAGAAAUGUUGCAUGCAAUGUCAGGGGUUGUUACUUCAAAGAAUUUGAUGAGACUUUGUUGCGACGGAUUCUUGAAAUUUCCUAUGAAGAUGAUGUGGUUGAUCUACCACAUGCUCCUGAUGUGAGCAGCUACAUGAUGUCAGAGGAAGCUGGUUUUGUACCCAAUGAGAAUGUGAAUGCUCCAAUUGGUGAAGGAAUGAAUGGUGUUGAAGUGGAAAGGAGAUUGAAUCAGCCGGAUGAUAAGCAUAUAAUAGACAUGGUCAAUAAUCCUACGACAAGCAAUGUGGAUAUAAGAGCAGACGCUUCUCAGUUGCCUCCUCCUGUUAGUCCUAAUGUCACUGGACCAAAACCUUCAAGAAAUCUUCUGCCUUCUCAAAAGCCUGGUUUGCUUGGAGCUCCUAUACGACGAGAUCUCUCUACUGACCGUGAUUAUGACAUGAAGAGAGGACUCCUUGCUAUGAAACCUGGUAUAGAUCUCAGGACUCAGAACUUUGGUGAACCCCCUAUUCUCUCCAGAAUGCCUGUACAAAUACCAGCAUCCGGAUUACAGGUGCAAGGAAGUUCAUUAGUGGAUGAUGACUCCAGUAAAGGACAUCAAAAUAGUCGAUCUUCAGGAUUUAUUCAAGAACCUGAUGCUUCAAAAGCUGAUAAGCAUCGGUCUCAUCAGAACCCAUUUAGCAACAAUUCACAAGGUUUUACUUUCUACCAGUUGAAUAUGCAGGAGUCACCAUAUCUCAAAAUCGAGCAUCUAGCAAUAACAAAGAAUAUCAUAGUGAAACCGGGAAAGUUAAUAUAUCUCCUCCCUCUUUGUACAUUGGAGUUCUGCAAGAAAUUGGUCGUAGAUGCAGCUCAAAGGUUGAGUUCAAAACUGUUGUCAGCACGAGCAAGGAUUUGCAGUUUUCAGUUGAGGUUUUGUUUGCUGGCGAGAAGAUCGGUGUUGGAUUGGGUAAGACAAGGAAAGAUGCUCAACAACAAGCUGCUGAGAACGCGCUUCAUUAUUUGGCAGACAAGUAUGCUGCACAUAUCAGGCCUCUUUUGGGACCCGUGGGUGCAGAUAUCGACAAGCUUUCUAUUGGAGGUGAAAAUGGAUUUUUAUGGGACACUGUUGCUCCUGCUGCAGUUGACAAAUCGCCGAAAGAAGAAGAAGAUGUUUCUCACAAAGAAAACAAUUCCGAGGCUUCUGGUGAACCUGAGAGUGCUAAUUCUGAUGCGGCAAAUCAUGUACAGAAGCGGCAAACUUCCCCGAGACCAUUACCCAAUAAACGAGCAAAGGAAGAAGAGCUACAUGGUUCUCAAUAUCUUGCCGCCUCCCGACAGCAGAAGAAUGGGCAUUCCAUAACAUGAACAGCCGACCGAGAGAAUAUGUUAAUUUUGAAGACAAAUUUUGUAAGCAGGCCUACAAUUUGGCAUUUACAUAGGACACAGCUUCUUGCCUCCAGAGGGCCUUGAGGUGAAGAAAAGUUCUUCCCUUUUUUGCUUUUGGUUGUAUAAAAAAAAGGGCUGUAAUUUUUUUGGGUUCACUCAGCCCUAUUUCCUACUGGCUUUGUUAGAAUCACAGGCAAAAAGCUGCCCAUCAGCGGCUGUACGGUGUUCUUUUGGCCUUCUUAGACAGACGACAGUUUAAAUCAUUGUGUCAUAUUGAAAUCAUAAGUAGCCUUUUAGCUUCCUUCAUUAGGUAUUAUAUUUUUGAAAAUUUUAUUUUGUUGAACUAUAUGUUAAACAUUAAUAAUCUUACAAAGAUCAACCAGCUUACUGUA